Molecule: messenger RNA, 2104 nt
Organism: Arabidopsis lyrata subsp. lyrata
Lineage: Eukaryota; Viridiplantae; Streptophyta; Magnoliopsida; Brassicales; Brassicaceae
Exons: 3
Coding region: 202-1902 (566 amino acids)
Biological process (GO): protein O-linked glycosylation via fucose
Molecular function (GO): peptide-O-fucosyltransferase activity
Source: RefSeq, a predicted model, not a curated record
CGACUUAAUCUCCUCCACCCACUGUCACCAUCUCACUGACUCGUUUAGUUAGUUACAGAAGAAAUUAUUAAUCUUCUUCUUCACGCUUAAUCUCUCUACUCUAUCAUUACUUCUUCUUCUUCUUCAAUGUAGUUUCAUUUUCCUAGAAAUUGAGUGUAGAAUCGUACUGUUAGGUUUCGUGAGCUCAUUCACUCUUCGGCGAUGGAGCGAAACUCGUCGGACGAUGAAGAAGACCACCAGCAUUUGAUUCCCCAAAACGAUACUCGAAUCCGUCACCGGGAAGAUCCAAUUUCCUCUACCGCCACAACAACCGGCGGGAAUCAGAGAUCGGCGUUUCAGAUCGAAGACAUUUUGCAGCGAGUUCAACGCCGUUGGAAGAUCUCGCUCAAUAAGCGUUACGUCAUUGUCUUCGUCUCUCUAAUUAUCUCAAUCGGCCUUCUCUUCUUACUCACUGAUCCUCGUGAACUGUUUUCGGCGAAUUUCUCGAGUUUUAAGCUGGAUCCAUUGUCGAAUCGUGUCAAGGAAUCUGAGCUUCGUGCUUUGUAUCUUCUGAGACAACAACAGCUUGCGCUUCUCUCUCUUUGGAACGGUACGUUGGUGAAUCCUUCUCUUAAUCAAUCGGAGAAUGAUUUGAGAUCGUCUGUGUUGUUUGAGGAUGUGAAAUCUGCUGUAUCGAAGCAGAUUUCAUUGAAUAAGGAGAUCCAAAAUGUGCUUCUAUCACCACACAGGAGUAGCAAUUACUCCGGUGGCACGGAAGUUGAUUCGGUGAAUUUCUCAUACGAUAGAUGUAGAAAAGUGGAUCAGAAGUUGUCAGAUCGGAAAACUGUAGAGUGGAAGCCGAGAUCGGAUAAGUUUCUAUUCGCUAUAUGUCUCUCGGGUCAAAUGAGUAACCAUUUGAUUUGCUUAGAGAAACAUAUGUUCUUUGCUGCAUUGUUGGAUCGAGUUUUGGUGAUACCUAGCUCAAAGUUUGAUUACCAGUAUGAUAGAGUGAUAGACAUAGAGGGGAUUAAUACUUGCUUGGGACGAAAUGUUGUUGUUUCUUUUGAUCAAUUUAAGGAAAAGGCGAAAAAGAAUCAUUUUCGUAUUGACCGGUUCAUAUGUUACUUCUCGUCACCACAGCUUUGUUAUGUGGAUGAGGAGCAUAUUAAGAAGCUGAAAGGUUUGGGGAUUUCCAUUGAUGGGAAGCUUGAGGCUCCUUGGAGUGAAGACAUAAAGAAGCCGAGCAAGAGAACUGUGCAAGACGUACAGACAAAGUUCAAGUCUGAUGAUGACGUGAUCGCCAUCGGGGAUGUUUUCUAUGCUGAUAUGGAGCAAGAUUGGGUGAUGCAGCCUGGUGGACCUAUUAACCACAAGUGCAAGACCCUGAUCGAACCCAGUAAGCUGAUUUUGUUGACUGCACAGAGAUUCAUCCAGACCUUCUUGGGAAAGAAUUUCAUCGCACUUCAUUUUCGCAGACAUGGGUUCCUCAAAUUCUGUAACGCAAAAUCGCCAAGUUGCUUCUAUCCAAUUCCACAAGCUGCAGAGUGCAUCGCUCGGAUAGUGGAAAGAUCCAAUGGCGCAGUCAUCUAUCUUUCAACAGAUGCUGCAGAAAGUGAAACAAGUCUGCUUCAGUCACUUGUUGUGGUAGAUGGAAAAAUUGUGCCUCUUGUCAAACGUCCACCUCGUAAUUCAGCUGAAAAGUGGGACGCAUUGCUAUAUCGACAUGGUAUAGAGGAUGACUCCCAGGUGGAUGCAAUGCUUGAUAAAACAAUAUGCGCCAUGUCCAGCGUCUUCAUUGGAGCCUCGGGAUCAACUUUCACAGAGGAUAUCUUGAGACUAAGGAAAGAUUGGGGAACAUCCUCUACAUGCGAUGAGUACCUCUGUCGAGGGGAAGAGCCAAACUUCAUAGCAGAAGAUGAAUAAGUAAGCACAUCUUUUUUCUUACAAACUUUGAAAUGUUCUCAGAAUCUAUUGUUCUCGUCUUCUAGUUGAAUUGUAUAUGUGUAAUUAUAGAAUCGAGUUUUGGAUACUUUCCAAUUCAUUUUUUGUGACACUCAUGGACUCUGAUGGACAGACAGAGUGUAUGUAUCAAUAGAAAGAGCCUCAGUUUCUUACAACAACACAA